GGGAAGACGAUGAGACAAGUAAUACUAGCUCCUACACGUCUGUCGUGAUUAAAAUGAAUGACUCAGAAGAUAUUGGUGGUGAUUCUAGUGCUAGUCUCGGCGUAGGCAAGAAGACCUCAGUGAUUUUACCAGACGAAAUAGAGCUSCCAACACCUAAUGUGGAAUACAAGGGACUGACUGAAGAAGAAACUGGAGUUUUACAGGCUGCGUUAACGAAGUCAUUCUUCUGUAAUGUUAGCAGGAGUAUGUACGAGCAUCAUCGCUUGAUGUUUGCAACACUAGUGUUCCUUGUACUUCGUAAAGAUAUGCCUCAGAAAGAGAUAGAGAUCCUGCUUAAUAGAGGUAAAGGACUCUCUCAUGGCGUGUCUUUGUCAGACUUUGACCCUACACUAGUCAAACCCAGUUGGUUAUCAGCAGACAUUUGGGAUUCRAUUCUUGCCUUGUCCUCUUUUGAUGGCGCUCUGGAAGGGAUUUGUGCACAUAUUGCUGGUGAUCCGUCUGCGUGGAAGCAAUGGUACAACAGUCCAACGCCUGAAAACCAGCAGUUCCCUGUCAAGGAAGGGUCGAAGACACUCAAGAAUUUCGAUAAACUCUUGUUGAUUCGCUGUUUAAGACCAGAUAGAUUCAAGUCAGCCAUGCGCAUAUCAGUUAUCCAGUCCCUUAGUCAGACUAACGGUAAACGAGUCAUUAGUCUAUUAACCACGACGGUUAAACGCUGA
Exaiptasia diaphana is the source of this 719-nucleotide messenger RNA. Its product is annotated as dynein heavy chain 12, axonemal. The coding region runs from base 54 to 719 and encodes 221 amino acids. Gene Ontology annotation, biological process: microtubule-based movement. NCBI's taxonomy places the organism in Eukaryota, Metazoa, Cnidaria, Anthozoa, Actiniaria, Aiptasiidae. The record is from RefSeq and is a predicted model, not a curated record. The transcript has 6 exons. Gene Ontology annotation, molecular function: minus-end-directed microtubule motor activity; dynein intermediate chain binding; dynein light intermediate chain binding. Gene Ontology annotation, cellular component: dynein complex.